CUACGGACGGUCAUCGUGGGAGCCGAAAGCGUCAACGACCGACAGAUAUAAACCAAAUCGCACGCUGCAGCAACUUGUCAGGUUUUUGCCAUUGCACUCUUGCAACUUUGUACGUGUUAUCGUAUUUCAUAGCACAGCACAGCGUGCUCGAUAUCCCAAUGAGGUCCACAAACUAUCCACGAGUUCUUGCGAGGAGAAUCAAAGUUCCCCGCCAACGUUCUCAUCUAAGCACCAAGCAGAUCACCUCAGUUUUAAUCGCCAACCGCGGAGAGAUAGCUCUUCGUGUAGGUCGAACGGCUGCGGAGUCUGGUAUUCGCUGCACGACGCUCUACACCGAUCCUGAUGCGCAUUCCCAACAUGCCCUCAGCAGCCCCUUCGCUGUUAACUUGGGACAGGCAAGCGCAUACCUAGACGGCGAGCGCAUUAUCGCCGUCGCCAAGGAGCAGGGCUGCCAGGCGUUGCAUCCCGGUUAUGGGUUCUUGAGUGAGAACUCUGCGUUUGCAAAGAGAUGUGUUGAGGAAGGUCUGGUCUUCAUUGGACCGCCGUGGAAAGCGAUCGAGGCUAUGGGAAACAAGAGCCGCAGUAAGGACAUCAUGAUAAAAGCAGGUGUACCGUGUAUACCAGGCUAUCACGGAGCGAACCAAGAUCCUGAGAACCUGCUAGAGGAGUCGAGAAAGAUCGGAUUUCCAGUUCUGGUGAAGGCAGUCAGAGGAGGAGGCGGAAAGGGGAUGAGGAUCGCAAUGAACGAGGCAGAGUUUCUGGACAAAUUGGAGAGUGCCAAGAGUGAAGGCCGGAACUCAUUUGGUGACGACGAGAUGCUGGUUGAAAAAUAUAUUACGACUCCUCGGCACAUAGAAGUCCAAGUGUUUGCGGAUAAGCAUGGGAACGCCGUGGCACUGGGUGAAAGAGACUGCAGCUUGCAGCGGAGACAUCAGAAGAUUCUCGAAGAAGCACCCGCUCCAAACUUACCCGAGGAAAUCAGACAGGACCUGUGGGAGAAGGCGCGGGCGGCGGCUUUGGCUGUUGGCUACGAGGGCGCGGGAACAGUUGAGUUUAUAUUUGACAAUGACAGCAACCAGUUCUUCUUCAUGGAAAUGAACACCAGGCUUCAGGUUGAGCAUCCAGUGACUGAAGUAGUUACUGGUGAAGACUUAGUCUCUUGGCAAUUCAAAGUAGCCGCUGGCGAGCCACUGCCCCUUACUCAAGAAGCUAUCGCAAAGCGAAUUUCAGAACGAGGCUGGGCCAUUGAAGCUCGCAUCUACGCCGAAAACCCGGACCAGGACUUCAUGCCCGAUUCUGGCAAAUUGACCCAUCUUCGUACACCUCAGAUCACAGACAAUGUGCGCAUUGAUGCCGGCUUUAUAGAGGGGGAUACGAUAUCGUCGAACUAUGAUGGAAUGAUAGCGAAAUUAAUUGUCAGUGGGGCAACCCGUGAAAUAGCCAUACAGAGAAUGUACAGCGCAUUGCAAGAGUAUGAGGUGGUUGGCCUGAGCACGAACAUUGAGUUCUUGAAAAAGAUAUGCCUAAGCCCAGGUUUUGCUGCAGGCGAUGUCGAAACGGGAUAUAUCAAGAAGAAUCACGAUGAGCUGUUUGAGAAAGAGGCCGUUGAGAACACCUCCUUCGCACAAGCUGCCUUGGCACUUUUCACGAAAGAUGCGGGGUCAAAGAGCCUCACCAAAGCUGGGCCUCACGGAAAUGACGCUGAUCUUACCACUAUUCUAGGCGAGAGGCAGUUCCGAUUCAGCUUGCUAUCUAGCUCGGAACCUAUCGAUGUGACUGUCACGGUCAAGCAGUCCUCUAGAAAUGUAUUCGAGGUGUCUGUUGAUGGCCCUGGCAUCCAGGAAUCAUACAGCAAUGUCGCUUGCGAAUCGGUCGAAUCGUCUGUCACCUCCUUCUUCCCACAUACACGCGUCAAGUCAACGGUGGUCAGAGACGGCGAUAAUAUAACAAUGUUCCAGAAGGGAAAGAUGAUUAAGUUAAAACUUGCACAACCUUUAUGGUAUGAGAAGGCAUUGGGGAUCAAAGACGUUGCCAACAGCGUGCUUGCACCAAUGCCAUGCAAAAUCCUAAAGAACGAAGUAAAUGAAGGCGACGUAGUAGAAAAGGAUGCCGCCCUGGUUGUGAUUGAGAGUAUGAAGAUGGAGACAAUAAUUAGGUCACCUCAACGUGGAACAGUUGCCAAACUAGUUCAUAAGCCCGGGGACAUUUGCAAAGCUGGCACCGUGCUGGUCCUAUUUGAAGAGACGGAAUGAAGCCUCUGACGAAAUAGUCAGCUUGGCUUGGCAGAUGAUGGAUGCCCCUUUACAAAUUCGAUAUGAAUAACGAAAUACAAUUUCAAUUUAACAUUCAUACAUCGAUACUAGGGUGGCUGUGUUACUAAACUGUAAAUAUUAGAUGGGUCGCGCAGCAUAUGUAUAUGUCACGUCUCGAAGGGGAAUGAAUAUAAAG
Messenger RNA from Pseudogymnoascus verrucosus, 2448 nucleotides. RefSeq lists its product as uncharacterized. The transcript has 4 exons. Lineage: Eukaryota; Fungi; Ascomycota; Leotiomycetes; Thelebolales; Thelebolaceae. The record is from RefSeq and is a predicted model, not a curated record. The coding region runs from base 159 to 2252 and encodes 697 amino acids. Gene Ontology annotation, molecular function: methylcrotonoyl-CoA carboxylase activity; ATP binding; metal ion binding. Gene Ontology annotation, cellular component: mitochondrion.